This is a messenger RNA of Trichoderma reesei QM6a, 885 nucleotides long. RefSeq lists its product as uncharacterized. Bases 1 to 885 code for a protein of 294 amino acids. The transcript has 5 exons. The record is from RefSeq and is a predicted model, not a curated record. NCBI's taxonomy places the organism in Eukaryota, Fungi, Ascomycota, Sordariomycetes, Hypocreales, Hypocreaceae.
AUGGGUUCCGUCGCAAAGACCGUCGUCGCCACAGGCGUGUCCUCAGGCCUUGGCUUCGAAGCCAUCAAGCAGCUUCUCCUCCAGCAAACCCAGCCCUACAAAGUCAUCCUCGGCGCGCGCAACACCCAGAGCACCAUUGCCGCCUACGACGCCCUGGGCUACGACCGCUCAGGCCACGCCGUGACCGUGCUGCCGCUGGAGCUCUCAGACGUGCGGACCGUCAAGACCUUUUCGCAGCAGGUGCUGGAGAAGAUUGGCGGCGACAAGAUUGACUACCUCUUGUUGAAUGCGGCGAUUUCCAAUGGCGCGGAGAAGCCUGGUCCUCCCGGCUGGCGAUGGUGCGAGGCGCUGGUUGUGAAUCAUUUCUCGCAGCACUAUCUUACGCAUCUGUUGAGGGAGAAGCUCGUUGAAUCAAAGUCUCGCAUCGUCUUUGUUUCUUCCGGCGCGAUUCGUCGAAUCACCGACCCCAGCACCCUGGAAGAUACACUCAAGGGCGCCUCUGGUGCCAAUGGGCAGGACGUCUACUGCGCCUCGAAAUUCGUCCAGCUGCUGAACGCCCACUGGUGGCGCCGUCAGCUGGCCGGCCAAUGCGACGUCGUGGCCGUUUCGCCGGGCUUGAUCCCAGGCACUGGUCUUGGCCGAGGCAAUGGACUCAAGCUGACGAUGGACAUGGCUGACGCGAAGCCCGUCGCUACAGGGGCGCAAAGCAUCCUGGCGGCAUUCACCCGAUCGGAUUUCCCCAGCGAUCCCGACCAGAUCUUCCUGACGAGCUGGGGUGAGUGGUGGGGGAAGGACGUUAUCGAAAAGUCCCUGGACAAGGAGCUGCAGGACAAAUGGAGCUGGAGCAAGGAGGAGAUUGAGAAGGAAGCCGGCAUUGCUGCGUGA